This is a messenger RNA of Dicrocoelium dendriticum, 894 nucleotides long. Lineage: Eukaryota; Metazoa; Platyhelminthes; Trematoda; Plagiorchiida; Dicrocoeliidae. The record is from the annotation of a GenBank genome assembly.
AUGAGAAAACCAAUUUCAGCGGCUCCAACCCCAAUUAAUCUACUUCGGACUGUCAAUAACUCCUCCACUUCCGUCGUAUUGCAAUGGAAAGCUGGGUUCCACGGAAUUGAGCUGAGCUCAUUAUCCCGUAUUGAUCCACCAGAGUCUUCGGGAAACGGAGCACUGGAUAAAGUCUGUUCUGGCUUACGAAAUUUUAUCCAUGAGUGGAGAGCAGCGAGCCGUUGUGCACAAACGUUCACUUUGGAUCUGUGGGAUCAUGGUUUGAAGGAUGAAACAACCAAGUUCCCAUUCAAUUCGACGUUAAGAUACCGGCAUGACGACUGGAUGGGACACCUUCCGGAUGGACAACACAUUGGCUACUUUCCUGUUGGUCAUACAACCGUCGUAAAUGUAUCGGGUCUUCUGCCAGCACGACUAUAUUCGGCAGCCAUCCGGAGCAAUAACCAGUUGGCAAAAAGUGUGCAGUCAAAGCGAAUAUACUUCUUUACUAAAACCUUUAUUCCAACUGUACCGAAAGGGGUUGUGGUCCACUAUUUGAACAGGUUCAUUCGUAUUCCACCUGGGAACCCUGCUUGCUGUGUAGAACUUCAGAAAUCUAUGGAUGGCGGGAUCACUUGGAUGUUUAUCACACGACCCGGUCCCUCAAGAGAGGUCAUCACAGUUACUGGGCUACACACUUCGUCUCCGGUUGCGACCGUACAUUUUCGUGACCCACUUUCUUGCACUGCCCUGUCUUGGACCAGACCCACCGAGCUUCCCAUAUCGCUAGACGGCAAGUAUCGACUCAGAUACUGCGCUAUAGGACAGCCAAAUCUCUGCACAGAACUUGUCUACCCUGAGCAAGGUAUGUUCUUUCAUUCACCUUCAAAAGAUUUAGGUGAUGCUUUACACUAG